This is a messenger RNA of Peronospora belbahrii, 477 nucleotides long. The record is from the annotation of a GenBank genome assembly. Lineage: Eukaryota; Oomycota; Peronosporomycetes; Peronosporales; Peronosporaceae.
AUGGUCGACUACAAUGUUAAGGUUUACAUCGCGUGCAGCUCGAUACUGUAUCUAAAGUUUCUAUUUGCGACUAUGAUGCAAGGCGGCAUAAAGUUUAGCUCGGGUGGUCGUCCGCCUGAGGACGCCUGUCUGAGUAUGGCCAAGACCAUUGGCAAGGGCUGCAAGCAGACUUACGGUCUGGACAAGACUGAUGACGAGAAGGUGUUAAAGGCCCGUGAGUUAGAGCAUCGCUGGACGCGCAUUGUGAGCAACGACCUUGAGUCGAUUCCUUUCGCGCUCUUCAUUUUUGGAUGCGGCAUCUUGGCCCGAAGCAACACCACGGUACACACUGCUUCCAUGCUCAUUUACACGAUUGUCCGUUGCCUGCACACCUACGUGUAUGCGUAUGCGAUGCAGCCGCAACGUGCGAUCUGCUGGAGUCUAGGUGUCGGGGUCACACUGGUGGGCAUUGCGAAUGCUGUUAUUGCCAUUUUAUAA